AUGGCGCCUACUCUUGAAUCUAGCAAGAUCGCCUUCAUCGGUGGUGGCAACAUGGCCGCAGCCAUCAUCGGAGGCCUGGUGGCCAAGGGCAUUGACAAGCAGCACGUCACCGUCUCGGAGCCGUGGGAGGUGAACCGCGAGAAGAUGGCCGCCCUCGGCGUCAAGACGACGACCUCCAACGCCGAAGCAUUCGUCGGCGCCGACAUCGCCAUCCUGGCCGUCAAGCCUCAAGUCGCCAAGGGCGUCUGCAACGAGCUUGCCAAGGCCGUCUCGGGACACGACAAGACCCCCGUCGUCGUCUCCAUCGCCGCCGGCAUCACCCUCGAGGCCUUGCAGAAGUGGCUGACGCUCGACGAUGGCCGAACGCCCCACGUCGUGCGCGUCAUGCCCAACACCCCCGCCCUCGUGGGCGAGGGCGCCUCGGGUCUGUUCGCGGGCAGCGAUGUCACCAAGGAAGAGAAAGAGUUGACCGAGUCUCUCAUGGCGAGCGUCAGCAAGGCGACCGAGUGGGUCGAAAAGGAGGAGCUGAUUGAUGUCGUCACCGGCUUGUCGGGUUCCGGUCCCGCGUAUUUCUUCGCCAUGGUUGAGCACCUGAUCUCCAGCGCCGUCAGCCUCGGUUUGUCGCCAGAGCAGGCUAAGCGCCUGGCCACUCAGACCUGUCUGGGUGCCGGCAAAAUGCUCGUCGAGUCGUCGGAAGAUCCCAGCCAGCUACGCAAGAACGUCACCAGCCCCAACGGCACGACGUACGCGGCACUCCAGAGCUUCGAGGCUUCUGGAUUCAAGGACAUCGUCGAUAAGGCCGUCAAGGCUGCAACGUCUCGCGGUGAGGAACUCGGAAAGACGUUAGGUAACCAGUGA
Molecule: messenger RNA, 858 nt
Organism: Colletotrichum graminicola M1.001
Lineage: Eukaryota; Fungi; Ascomycota; Sordariomycetes; Glomerellales; Glomerellaceae
Product: NADP oxidoreductase coenzyme F420-dependent
Exons: 3
Coding region: 1-858 (285 amino acids)
Biological process (GO): L-proline biosynthetic process
Molecular function (GO): pyrroline-5-carboxylate reductase activity
Source: RefSeq, a predicted model, not a curated record